Molecule: messenger RNA, 1791 nt
Organism: Adineta steineri
Lineage: Eukaryota; Metazoa; Rotifera; Eurotatoria; Adinetida; Adinetidae
Source: the annotation of a GenBank genome assembly
AUGUCCAGCAGAAACAUUGAAUCAACAACAUGGUUUGAUCAUUUUCCUACUGAAAUUAUUCUUCAUAUAUUUGAUUAUCUAUCAACUAAUGAUAUUAUCUAUACAUUCUUUGAUUUUAAUCAACGAUUAAAUACUUUAUUAUUAAAAAAUCGAUCCUAUUUCAAAUAUUUCGAAUUACCAACAACCAAUAUAAAUUUUUGGAAAACUAUUCUCUCAAUUAUUGGUUCAAAAAUCGAAUGUUUAUAUAUUAGUACGAUUAAUUUAAGAUUUUCAUUAUCAUAUUUUUCAAAUUUGAAAUCCAUAAUUAUUUCUUCAUCACAUGGCUUUCCAAAUGAAGAAUUAAAUGCAAUAAUUGACAGUGAACAAUUUACUAAUCUACAUUCAUUUAAAAUUAAACAAGAAAAAAUAUUCUUGGACAUUACGUAUUAUGAUUUUCCAUUGAAUCAAAAUGAUUUAUUAAAUAAAGUAUUUAAUAAUAAAAGUUUAUUAAAAAUAUUUCAAAGUUCAUUAUUAUUACUGCCUUUUUCAAUAAUACCUAUUGAUGGCAUAACACAUAAUUUUAAUUUACAUUCAUUAACAUUAGUAUUAUUCAAUUUUGGAGAUGUAUUUAAAUUGAUCGAAAACACACCUAAUUUAAGAUAUUUAAAUUUUCAAUCAAAACCACCGUAUACAUCUGAACAACUGAUCAAUACAAUUAAUUUAAAAUUAAAACAAUUUCAUUGGACAUUAAUCCACACAGGGCCAACGAUUAUAGGAUAUGAAUAUACUGGAACCGAUUUUGAUCAAUUGACAAGUGCCAUAAAAAUAUUUUCAUCAUCAUUAAUUUGUUUAUCACUCAAUUUAAUUAAUUUAUCUAUCAGAACUACAGAAAGAUUUCCAUUCAAUAGCAUUAAACUACGACAAUUAUUAGAAUCAAUGAUAGAACUUAAACAAUUUCAUCUUUAUGCUAGGCUAUAUAAAGAACCAAUUGAUAUUGAGAAUGUUUUAUCACAGUUUAAAACUCAAUAUUGGUUUGAUAAGAAUUUAUCAUUUGGAAUGCAUGGAACAUAUUUUUACACAUUACCAUUUUAUUUUGAUGAUCUUUAUGAAUUUUCUAUAGGUUUCGAUAAUGUUAAAACAAACAACUGUGAUAUUUUAAUAAAUAACCAUCGAAUAUGGCAUAAUGUUAAAUCUGCUCAAUUAUGUAGAACCAGUAAUAAUUAUUUGAGUUUAAUAGAAACUCUCAAAAUUCAAAUGCCUAAAUUAAGUACAAUUAGUUUCGGCUCUUACUUUAAAUAUCUCCGAAAUGAAACAGAAAGACAUCAUUUGAAUAGUGUCACAACUUUUCAUUUUGCGUAUUCUCAUAUUGAAAUGGAAAUGGAUUUAUUAAUGAAUAUAUUACCAAAUUUAAACCAUUUGAUUUUAUCUGAGCCAAAAAGCGAAUUCACUAAAAUAUUAAAUAGUAAAAUUCAAAAAUUGUAUAUAAAUAAUUAUCCCGAAAUGGAAAAAUUAGCAGAAAUAAAUUAUGUUCAUUUUUGUAAUGUUAAAUAUAUAAAUAUUAAUCUGUUUAAUAAUUUGGAUAAAUCACAAUUAUAUGCAAAUAUUAUUAUGAAAAUAUUGAAAAAUUGUAAAAGUUUAGAUACAUUAUUAUUAUAUACUCUUCAUCUAGUUAGAUAUGAUACAUUUUCUUCUAGUGAAACACAACUUAGUAAAGUUAUUGAAUAUUUAGAUAUAGAUGAAAUUCUAAAUAACUAUCGAAUGAAAUAUUUUCAAAAUUAUUUAAUAUUUUCAAAAGAGAUAGUUGAUUUAUAA